UCUAAUGGCUCCUUGCACAUGACGGAUGAGUAUGAAUAUGACGAUAAAACCGGUCGAGAACUCAUCGUCCGGAGGGGCCAGGAGUUUAAGAUAGACAUCAACCUGAGCAGACCAUUUAAACAAAACAAGGAACGCAUUGUCCUCCAGCUAACAGCUUCAGCCAAGUGUCCAAGACCAACGGACGGUACCGUCAUAAAUCUGGACAUCAACGGCACGUACAAAGAAGGGAAUUGGAGCGCUAAGAUUGAAUCCUCCGAAGACAAAUCCAUCAAGGUCACGGUGAACAGCGCCCCCAAUGCUAUAGUCGGCACUUACAAGGUCACUGUCAAAGUCGAAAAUAUCGCCAAUGGAAUGGAGACGGUGUUCCCUCAAGCGAGAAAGGUCUGGGUUCUCUUCAACCCAUGGUGCAAACAAGAUGUAGUGUACAUGGAAGAUAAGGCCGAACGAGAUGAGUACGUCUUGGCUGACACGGGACGAAUCUGGAGAGGCAGUGAGCGGAACAACCGACCUAAACCCUGGGUCUUUGGCCAGUUUGACCUGGACGUUCACCGGGUGGUCUUUGAGCUCUUGGAGGCGCACGUAAAACCGAAGGACAGGCGCAGCGCUGUCAAGGUCUCAAGAUGGUUCACUUACAUCAUCAAUGAGUUUGUCCUGGUGGGCAACUGGAGUGGGAACUACGAAGGGGGGACUAGACCAACGACAUGGAUAGGAAGCGUGAAGAUUAUCGAAGAGUAUGGAACCACCAAGAAGCCUGUCAAAUUCGGCCAGUGUUGGGUGUUCUCAGGAGUUCUGACCACCUUCCUCCGCUGUGUUGGGAUACCAACUCGUAGCGUCACAAACUUUGACUCGGCUCAUGACACUGAACUCAACAUGACUAUCGACAACUACCAAGACGCCGAAGGCACUGAACUGAGUUCUUCAUUUUUCGCCUACAUGGGAGGUGAAAAGGACAGGGAGAGGUCAACGGCAGAUUCUAUCUGGAAUUUCCACGUUUGGAACGAGUCGUGGAUGACGAGGAAAGACCUCCAUGGCAGUGACUUUGAUGGCUGGCAGGCUGUCGAUUCAACCCCGCAGGAACUAAGCGAAGGUAAAUACCAGUGUGGCCCUGCUCCUCUGAAUGCGGUCAAACGUGGAAUCGUCAACGUAGGAUAUGAUGCAGGAUUUGUCUUCGGCGAAGUGAAUGCAGACAGAGUAACCUGGCUAGUUGAAGCUUACCCUAAUCACCGUGAAGGAUUGAAAUACACACAACUGUCUUGUCAGAAAGACAGCGCCGGUCACGUGAUCAGUACUAAGCAAGUAGGAUCUAAAGAAAGGAAUGACGUCACUCUCCUUUAUAAAUUCAAAGAAGGCAGUCCUGAAGAACGUGCUGCGGUCGAAGAAGCGGUCAGCAAGGGCAUUAAUCGCGGGCUGUAUGAUGCAGACGGCAUACCAGAUGAGAUAUCGGUGAACGUGCAAUGCAAGGAUGACCUUUGGAUUGGUGAUUCUUUCAGCGUCACUAUCGAGACGAAAAAUGAUAGUGACUACGCGAAGGAUAUUCACAUCAAGACGAUCGUCAGCAGCGUCCUUUACACAGGUUUACCAAAAGCUACGAUCAAAACGGAGGAAACGGGUUAUUUUGAGCUGGGCAGCAAACAGAGCAAGCUCAAUGAAGUCCUUGUCGACUACGAGGAUUAUGGCAGCAAGCUAGAUGACGAGGGGAUGUUCCUCGUUUUUGUCAUUGCAAAAGUCAAGGGAAGCACGAGACCGAUCACCAGGCGCGAAAACAUUCGGCUGAAACAACCUGACCUUGAUGUGACAGCGGAAGUUGACGGGUCAAAGGUCGCUCUCACGGCCGAGUUCAAGAACCCAUUGAAUAAAACCCUCAAGGAUUGCGAGUUCUCCGUCGAAGCCCCGAAGCUUGUGAAACCAUUCAAGGUCAAAAGAGAGGAUAUUGGACCUAAAGAGAGUAUAACGUUCAAGUACUCAUUCCCAGCUCGAACAACCGGACGGAAGACCGUGGUCGUCGAGCUCGAUACCCAUCUCCUUAAGGACAUCGAUGGCGAAGUCGAUGUUGAAGUUAAACCCUAAGUAGCCGAAUGGUUGAACGUGUUCGUGAAUGCCAUUGCCGAUAAGCCGUACCUAUUUCAAUAUGGGAUGUUUUCCUGGUGGUAAUGUGCAUAUGCAAGUUCCUCUGAUCAGUUACCAUCUGAAAGGUAGUUGGGCUACCCAAGGGUAGAAAAAGCAAAGAUUUUGUUUGUAAUCACUGUAAUAUUUAGAGAAUCUUUGUUAUUUUAUACAUUCUAUAUUAUCUAUUCAUUAAAGGACAAGUCCACCUCAACAAAAAGUUUAUUUGAAUAAAAAGAAAAAAUCCAAACAUAACC
This is a messenger RNA of Lytechinus variegatus (green sea urchin), 2360 nucleotides long. RefSeq names its product protein-glutamine gamma-glutamyltransferase K-like. Lineage: Eukaryota; Metazoa; Echinodermata; Echinoidea; Temnopleuroida; Toxopneustidae. Gene Ontology annotation, biological process: peptide cross-linking. The record is from RefSeq and is a predicted model, not a curated record. Gene Ontology annotation, molecular function: protein-glutamine gamma-glutamyltransferase activity. The transcript is spliced from 10 exons. Bases 19 to 2067 code for a protein of 682 amino acids.